Panthera uncia (snow leopard) is the source of this 2809-nucleotide messenger RNA. RefSeq names its product protein phosphatase, Mg2+/Mn2+ dependent 1K (gene PPM1K). The transcript is spliced from 7 exons. Gene Ontology annotation, molecular function: cation binding; protein serine/threonine phosphatase activity. Lineage: Eukaryota; Metazoa; Chordata; Mammalia; Carnivora; Felidae. Bases 290 to 1408 code for a protein of 372 amino acids. Gene Ontology annotation, biological process: protein dephosphorylation. The record is from RefSeq and is a predicted model, not a curated record.
CAGCGAGAACAGACUUCCCCCUCUCCAUCUGGCUCCCUGCAGGAGAAAAAUUCUCGAGAUUUUCCAGCAGGAGGGCCAGUGGCUGUUCUAGCUGCUCGCUCCAGAAAUCAGAAACAUCGGGGAAGGCAAUCUUAUUUUCCUACCAGGAAAGCCCCUUCCCCGCCCUCCGUUAACUAAUUAGAAAAUUUCCAGGGACAUUGCCAUCGCGAGUCGCAUCAUUUUUCUUGAAGACAUUCCAUUAUUGUUCUACCGACCUUUCCCUCAUUCCCGAGUCCUCUGGAGUUGAGUUAUGUCAACAGCUGCCUUAAUUACUUUGGUCAGAAGUGGCGGGAACCACGUGAGGAGGAGAGUGCUGCUGAGCUCCCGCCUUCUGCAGGACGACCGGCGGGUGACGCCCACGUGCCACAGCUCCACUUCAGAGUCUAGGUGUUCGCGGUUUGACCCAGAUGGCAGUGGGCGUCCAGCCACCUGGGACAAUUUUGGGAUCUGGGAUAACCGCAUUGAUGAGCCGAUUCUGCUGCCGCCCAGCAUUAAGUAUGGCAAGCCGAUUCCCAAAAUCAGCUUGGAAAAUGUAGGCUGCGCCUCGCAUAUUGGCAGGCGGAAAGAGAACGAAGACCGGUUUGACAGCGCUCAGCUGACCGAUGAGGUCCUGUACUUUGCUGUGUACGAUGGACACGGAGGACCUGCCGCUGCUGAUUUCUGUCACACCCACAUGGAGAAAUGCAUCAUGGAUUUGCUUCCUAAGGAGAAGAACUUGGAAACUGUGUUGACCUUGGCUUUUCUAGAAAUAGAUAAAGCCUUUGCAAGGCAUGCCCACCUGUCUGCUGAUGCAACCCUUCUGACCUCUGGGACCACUGCAACGGUAGCCCUGUUGAGAGAUGGUAUUGAGCUGGUUGUAGCCAGUGUUGGGGACAGCAGGGCUAUUUUGUGUAGAAAAGGAAAAUCCAUGAAGCUGACCAUUGACCAUACUCCAGAAAGAAAAGAUGAAAAAGAAAGGAUCAAGAAAUGUGGUGGCUUUGUGGCUUGGAAUAGUUUGGGACAGCCUCAUGUGAAUGGCAGACUUGCAAUGACAAGGAGUCUUGGAGAUUUGGAUCUUAAAACCAGUGGUGUGAUAGCAGAACCAGAAACAAAGAGGGUCAAGCUCCAUCACGCUGAUGACAGCUUCCUGGUCCUCACUACAGAUGGAAUUAACUUCAUGGUGAACAGUCAAGAGAUUUGUGACUUUGUCAGUCAGUGCCAUGAUCCCAACGAAGCAGCCCAUGCAGUGAUUGAACAGGCAAUACAGUUUGGUACUGAAGAUAACAGUACUGCAGUAGUAGUGCCUUUUGGUGCCUGGGGGAAAUACAAAAGCUCUAAAAUCAACUUCUCAUUCAGCAGAAGCUUUGCCUCCAGUGGACGAUGGGCGUGACUGCUUGCUGGGACUUUGAAUUUCUGGGAAACGGUUUUUCACUGAGUAUGUCAAGACGGUUUUUCACUGAGUAUGUCAAGAAACUUACUAGAUCAAACAAGUCAGCUGUGCCAGGCAGGAUGCCUCUGUGACUCACUAGAUCAGUACACAAGUCAGUGUAAACUAAGUAACCAUUUACAUAGUAGUUUUUCAUUAAUAACUCAUAUUUAUGUUCAACUGUAUGUACUCAGUAUAAAUAUAUGUGUAAUUCAACUGUGGUGAAUCUUUAAGUUGAGUGAGCAAAUGAAAAGUGGUUCUGACGCACUUGCUGAAUGUUAAAUUUCUAAUUUUUAGAACUCUUAGGCAGCUACGAGUUUCGUCUGAUCAUUUCUGUUCUUUCUUCAUUUGAACAGAUUCUUGCCUUCAAGUUCUUCAAAACUAGUAGAUAUUUUGACGGCUCUGCAAUGUGUUAGCUGCAAGUGUUUAUUUUCAAUAGUUCUACCAAGGAGUAAGUGUGAAAACAGAGUUCUGUGUGACUAUAUUUUGUAUUCUGGACCACUUGCUGGUAAAUUUCACAAUGCAAAAGACAUUAAUUCAGAUAAUAUGGCGCUGCUAAAUUGUAUGCAUAUUUACAACAGUGCAGUUAUGAAUGUCAGCUGUGUCACUUAGUCUUCCCCCUUCCCCCCCAACCCCCUUCAUUGCCUCUUUUUCUGUAGCUAAGAAUGUUAUAUAGAUACAUAGACUACUUCUUUAUAUCAGAAGAGUAUGCACAGGCCGAAUCUUUUGGUCAAAGCCAUACAAACUUAAAUACUGAUGGUAUCCAGUAUUUUGUAUGAAGUUUCCAUUUGUUAUCUUUAACUCUGUGUUUUGUGUUUUAUAUGUAGUAUGUUUAUAUCACCUUUUGUAUAGAAUAAGCAAGUUGGAUAAUUUGUCAGUAAAAAUAAUACCACAUUGUCUGAUAAUAUGAGAGAGAUAGUGUGAGGCUUAUGUCUCCUUUUUGCUUCUUUCUAAGAUUCAAAGCAAAGAAUAAAUCUAAAACGUUAAAGCAUUCUAUAUUUCAGCUUGCUAAUGUAAUUUAGGAAUGUAAAACUCUACUUUAUAUCUGCAUGUAAGUUUGCUGUUAAAAUGUGAAUCUCUACAUGCGUGUUUGAAAUUAUAUCUGCAGUUUAUUUUGCAGACCAUGUAAGUUUGUUAUAUGUGUGGGGGUAUGUACAUAUGUAAAUUUUGGAGUAAUAGAGAAUUAAAGGGAACAAUCCUGCAUAGCUCUUUCACCAGUGAGAUUUAAAUUAUUAAUAUGUUUAUCGCAAGGGCUCUUGACAGACGGAGGACAGCUUUAUAGUGGAGAACAAAUGGUUAUUGGCAGGUGAAGAAAUAGAUUGAAAAUGGCAGAGACAUUUUAUGGCAGGUAAAUUAUGCAGAAAA